Molecule: messenger RNA, 1942 nt
Organism: Sesamum indicum (sesame)
Lineage: Eukaryota; Viridiplantae; Streptophyta; Magnoliopsida; Lamiales; Pedaliaceae
Product: 7-deoxyloganetic acid glucosyl transferase
Molecular function (GO): quercetin 7-O-glucosyltransferase activity; quercetin 3-O-glucosyltransferase activity
Source: RefSeq, a predicted model, not a curated record
UAUCUUGUUACUUAUUUUUCCUCACGUUAACUCUUUCCUCAUUUCGAUAUAUAGACCUCACAUUAUCAAGGCCCCUCGCUCUUGCUUUACACGAGCUUGUCCAAAUUAGUAAUUUAAAAAUGCCCAUGUGCACCAGGAAAAGCUCAGUUGCAGAGCCGUCAGCCACACAUUCGUCCUCUCUGCAAAUCCUCAGUAUUAAUCAACGACCAUUCCCCAUUUCCACUGUCAUCCAACAUUCUUCCUUGACAAGUUCCCGCCGCCAGUAUCCGCCGGAGUAUUAGAUUUUUCAAUUUGAGAAACGGCCGGAGGUGUUGGAGAUGGGCACAAACACUGAACUGCCGCCGCACGUCCUCAUCUUCCCUUUACCGAUGCAGGGUCACAUCAACUCCAUGCUGAAGCUGGCGGAGCUCUUCUGCCUCUCCAACCUCCAUGUCACCAUGCUCCUCUCCGAGUACACCCAUGGCCGCCUCCGCCGCCAUGCCAACAUCGAGUCCCGCUUCUCCCGCUACCCUGGUUUCCGCGUUGCCACCAUCCCCGACGGCCUCCCGGAAGACCAUCCCCGUGUCGGCGAGCGGACCAUGGAGAUUGUCAUGAGCCUUUUGAAAGUAGGUGGAGCUGAGUUCCGCAAACUGAUGGAGACCACUGAUGCCCUGAGCGAUGGCGGAGCUAGGCGGCGCGUCACCUGCCUCAUCAUGGAUGGGGUGUUGAGUUUUGCUGUUCCGGUGGCUGAAGAAAUGGGGAUUCCCUUCAUUUAUUUCAGGACCGUCGGAGCUUGCUCCUUCUGGGCUAAUUUCUGUUUCAAAGACGUCAUCGAAGCUGGAGAGGCCCCCCUGAAAGGUAAAGAUGAGGGCAAACACGAAUACUGGAAGAAAGAAGAAUUGGACUUAAUGGUAACAAGUGUGCCGGGAAUGGAGGGCUAUCUUCGGCGACGCGAUCUUCCAGCGUUUUGCCGAGUAAACGAUGUUAAUGACCCUGGAUUUCAGACCAUCAUAAGGGAGACUAGACGAACAGCUCUCUCCAGGGGACUCAUUCUCAAUUCAUUUGAAGAUCUGGAAGGCCCAAUUCUUGAUCAAAUCCGUAAACCAAUUCCCAAUUUGUAUUCAAUUGGUCCUCUACACACUCAUCUAAAGGCCCGAUUAGAGUCCCAAAAGAGUGAAGAAUCAUCGCUGCCUUCAAGCAGCUUCUAUGAGGAAGAUCGCAGCUCUAUGUCCUGGCUCGACUCCCAGCCGCCCAAAUCUGUGUUGUAUGUGAGCUUUGGAAGUGUCACGCUGUUAACAAGGGACGAGCUGUUGGAGUUUUGGUAUGGACUGGUGAACAGUGGGCACAAGUUCCUGUGGGUCAUGAGGCCGGAUUCCAUCGUAGGAGACAAUAAAGACAAUCCAAUUCCGGCGGAGUUGGAGGAAGCCACGAAAGAAAGAGGGUAUUUGGUGGGAUGGGUGCCGCAAAAUGAGGUCUUGGCCCAUCCGUCGGUGGGUGCAUUUUUCACGCACAGCGGAUGGAAUUCGACUCUCGAAGGUAUUGCAGCAGUAAUGCCGAUGAUCUGCUGGCCUUAUUUUGCCGAUCAGACAAUAAAUAGCCGGUUCGUUAGCGAGGUCUGGAAAGUGGGAUUGGACAUGAAGGAUAGUUGUGACAGGGUGAUUGUUGAGAAGACGGUUAGGGAUAUAAUGGAGGUGAGGAGGGAUGAGUUCUUGGAGAGGGCUCUGCAUAUGGCGGAAUUGGCAAAGAAGUCUAUCAGUGAAGGAGGAACUUCCUACACAAAUUUGAAUAGGUUGAUUGAGUUUAUAAGGUCUUCGGUUUAGUGGGUUUGACUGAGAAAUUUUAUCAUACAUUCGGUGCUCUAAAUUCUCUCUUUUCUCAGAAAAAAUAUCAUUUUUUUGGUGUCGUUAGUGUGACUGUGUUGCCUCAUUUGUGGUGCACAUAUCAACUUUUCUUAUAUUUAAUU